This is a messenger RNA of Anolis sagrei ordinatus, 483 nucleotides long. RefSeq names its product peptidylprolyl cis/trans isomerase, NIMA-interacting 4 (gene PIN4). Gene Ontology annotation, cellular component: nucleus. Gene Ontology annotation, molecular function: DNA binding; peptidyl-prolyl cis-trans isomerase activity. Lineage: Eukaryota; Metazoa; Chordata; Lepidosauria; Squamata; Anolidae. Gene Ontology annotation, biological process: rRNA processing. The record is from RefSeq and is a predicted model, not a curated record.
AGCAGUGUGUUCCACUUGGUGACGUCAAAAGCAGUCGCCUCUCAGUGCAGAACUUCCGGCGUGGAGAUGCCUCCCAAAGGGAAAAGCGGCGGUGGGAAAGGGGGCAAAGGGGGAUCCUCAUCAAGCGGCGAUGCUGCAGAGAAGAAGAGCCAGGGCCCCAAAGGGGGAGGCAGCUCCGUGAAGGUGAGGCAUAUCCUUUGUGAGAAGCAGAGCCGAGCCUUGGAAGCCAUGGAAAAACUAAAGGCUGGAAUGCGUUUCAGUGAAGUCGCCUCCCAAUACAGUGAGGACAAAGCCAGGCAAGGGGGCGACCUGGGCUGGAUGGCCAGGGGCUCCAUGGUGGGGCCCUUCCAGGAAGCUGCCUUUGCUCUGCCGGUCAGCAGCAUGGACAAACCCGUCUACACAGACCCUCCAGUCAAAACCAAGUUUGGCUAUCACAUCAUCAUGGUGGAAGGACGGAAAUAAUAAAACGAAGGUUGCAUAAGU